Messenger RNA from Eurypyga helias (sunbittern), 298 nucleotides. RefSeq names its product acyl-CoA thioesterase 9 (gene ACOT9). The record is from RefSeq and is a predicted model, not a curated record. The transcript has 3 exons. Gene Ontology annotation, biological process: acyl-CoA metabolic process. The annotation marks the transcript as partial. NCBI's taxonomy places the organism in Eukaryota, Metazoa, Chordata, Aves, Eurypygiformes, Eurypygidae. Gene Ontology annotation, cellular component: mitochondrion. Gene Ontology annotation, molecular function: fatty acyl-CoA hydrolase activity.
GUGUUCCAGACCUUUUAUCGUAUCCGUUGACGAUAUCAUGUUUCAGAGGCCCGUUGAGGUUGGAUCCUUAUUACUGCUUUCUGGACAGGUCUGUUACACAGAAAAAAACUACAUCCAGGUUCGAGUGCACAGCGAGGUUUAUGAUGCAGAUACCAGGGAGCACCAGACGACCAAUAUCUUCCAUUUUACAUUUGUAUCGGAAAAUGAGGUCCCACGGGUUGUCCCCAAAACUUACGGAGAGUCCAUGUUGUAUUUAGAUGGGAAACGACACUUUGCUGCAACCAUGAAAGAAAUCUGA